This is a messenger RNA of Odontomachus brunneus, 2439 nucleotides long. Its product is annotated as endochitinase A-like. Gene Ontology annotation, cellular component: cytoplasmic vesicle. The record is from RefSeq and is a predicted model, not a curated record. Lineage: Eukaryota; Metazoa; Arthropoda; Insecta; Hymenoptera; Formicidae. Bases 146 to 715 code for a protein of 189 amino acids. The transcript has 3 exons.
UCAUGCGAGCUCAGUCUAGUGGUGGUGUGUGUCCCGUGUGCUUCGUUGCGCGUCAUAGUCCAGCCGUUCUCUGCGCCUUGCAACAGAAUUCCGAUUCGCCAAUCGAUUUCCGUGAUUAUUUUCGACGGUACUCGAAUCAGUGACGAUGAAAGCUAUUUAUGUAGUGUGCGCGUUGCUGUGCGUAACAGUCAACACGCUGGUGCUGGCCAAUGGUGCAAUAGAAAAGACGGCACAAGUUCUAAAUGGACAACAUGAUGAAAAAAUUAAUACAACCACUGCUAUACCUAAUUCAACCACGAUUACUACUCAUUCAACCACGAAUUCAUCUACUACCGUUACUACUACUACUCCUCUGAGUACGAUUACUACCGCCAGUACUCCGAGUACUAUUCCGACCACUAAGAGCAGUACUACUACUACUUCGACUACUACUUCGACUACUAUCACUACUCCUACUCCUGCUCCAACACCUGCGAAUAAAACUACCAGUACAUCGGUAACUCCGCCGUCUACCAGUAUAAUUACACCCAAUAGCAGCACAACCGCGCCGCAAACGACGCCUGUACCAUCUACAAAACCAUCUACCAAAGAUCGUCAUUUCGACGGUUUGAGCUUCUUUGGUGGCAUUAUCCUUGCUACGUGUUUGAUGGCAAUUUCCGUGUUCGCGUGGAAGUUCUACAAACAAUGCAACGAAGGGAACUAUCGUACACUGUGAUAACGUGCGAGGCUAUAACUAUAAACUUUCGACAGUUGACAACUAAAUAUAGUUAACUGAACUAAGAACUACGAAUAAUUAUUUUAUUGUAAUAAUAUUGCGUAUUUUUAUAACGCAGUUAAGUGUUGCGUGGUUUAAGUGCUCUUAGUAAUGUGAUGUGCAACCACGAGUUCCGUUUUUCUCGAUAUAUAUAUAUAUAUAGUAUACACACACACAUAUAUAUAUACACACAUACAUACACACACACACAAUAUAUUUACAGAGAGUAAAAUGUCACAUAUUAAGAACGACACUGGUCGUGUUUGUACGCGCGUUUUAUUAGCAAAGGAAAGAUAGUGGAGAGUUUGCGAGAUAGUAGAAGGCAAGGGUGAAAAGGGAAUGAAAUUACAAGAGAAUGGGAGGAAACUGGACGUAUUAAAGAACGUCUUACAGUUAGUGACCAAUCAAAUGUACAUUUCCAUAAGGGAGGAAGAAUGAGAGAUUGAGUUCUGCAAACGUGCGCUAUCCCACUUUUUAUUAUUUCUGCUGGAACUCGAUAGUACUUUCACGGAUAAGGCUUGUAUCAGCAAUCUGCAUCGGAGCGCUGUGUAUAUACCUCGUGGUUAGAGUUACGUAAGAUUAGACUUUUCUACGAUAUGGUAGAAGAAGAGAAAAGGAGGAGAAAGUGUUUGACUCAAGAAGCGAACGGCGCAGCGCGCGCUCUCAGCAAUUUCCCAGCUAACGUCGCCGUGACAUGUCGGUUCGUGAACAAAACUCACGAGAUUUUCCGAUUGCAGCCGGUUAAACGUCGGCGGUGUCGCGCGACAAUAAAUAACGACAUCGGUUCGAGAUGCGUUAAGAACGCGAUGUCCAUAGUACAUGGUGUAACGAGUUAACAUCCGCGUGUUAUCGAGAUGAUAAGACUGUACGGUACGGUCACACGAUGGGUGCGAGCUGAUAACUCCCUCCUUCGGUACGCGCUCGCCGAUGCCUUUAGUCGCCGUCGUUCGUUGUACUAUAUCUUCCCAGUGAAAAACGCGUUUACUACGGCUCAACACGUGGAUAAUCAACCGUUAAGGAUUUGGUAUUACGUUAAUUGGAGCGAACAUUAAUUUUUUUGUACUUAGAGAUAUUACGCAAGAUUUACGAGAUCUCUCAAUGACAUAAUAUCAUAUAUCGAUAUAAUAUUUUCCGUUUAUUUUUUCUUUGAUCAGAUAACUUGGUUCUAUCUCUGAGUAGAUUGAAGUAUUGGUUGUACACGCGGUUAUUUAUUUUUGCGUUGUAAUCACAAUUGUCGGCGUCCUAGAACUCUGCGGAUAGAAAGCCUAAAAGCGUGCUUAUGGAGCAGUUCCUUUCUCACACUUUCGCCUGAAACACGAGUCUAACUAGGGAUAAGAUUAACUAAUUUAAGGUAAACGUUCUUUACUUUGGCUUAUUUCUUUUUUUUUUUUUGUUUUUUCUUUUUACAGAGAGAUGUAUCACCACAAUUGAUUACCGUAUAUUUGAUAGCGAAUGUUAUUUUAAGUGUAAUAUAGUGUUAUAUAAUGUUGAGUAAUCCUUACGAAGUGAUUUUGUAAGCGUUACGUGUUUCUUAUAAAAAGAAAAACAAGGGAAAAAAACAAAAACAUUACAUGUUAUAUUAACUCUAUUCACGUUUCGUGCAAUAUUCGUGUAACAUUUUAAUUUCCUCAAUUUAUGUUAAAGUUGCGUCACAUUGGUACAACAUUGAAUGACCAAAGACAGAA